Messenger RNA from Plodia interpunctella (Indianmeal moth), 3852 nucleotides. RefSeq names its product M-spondin (gene mspo). The record is from RefSeq and is a predicted model, not a curated record. Gene Ontology annotation, biological process: cell adhesion. The transcript is spliced from 8 exons. Lineage: Eukaryota; Metazoa; Arthropoda; Insecta; Lepidoptera; Pyralidae. The coding region runs from base 333 to 1622 and encodes 429 amino acids. Gene Ontology annotation, cellular component: extracellular matrix.
ACUGAGCUCCUAGUUUCGCCCGAGAGCUCGCGGCGAUCGCAUGUGUUGAUCGCAUUCGAAUUUCAAAAUAAUACGAUACAGGCGUAUUUUUGCCGGAACAUUAAUGAAAAAAUUAUGAAAACGCAGGUUUAAAAAUCUAUUGGGAACACCGAGACGUAGUUAACUGUGUUUUUAAUUAAACUUUGUGCAUUGAGAUACUGAGUGAUGUAGAGAGAGCGGCAGUACGGUGAGUGCGUUACAGUGCCAAUUUCAGAUAUCACCGAAAGUGACAUGUUGUGACAGCACGAAAUAACGUCAUGAGCUAGUGUUGUGCCGGAGUCGACAUCGAUAAAAUGGCGCGUUUGCUGAUCGCGCUGGUGUUACCGGCGCUAGUCGCCGCGCUGUCACCCGGUGACACUGACACGUGUAAUCCGGACAAAAUGACGGUGUAUCGAAUGGUUUUGCACACGUACUGGACGAGGGAGAAAUUCCCGAAGCACUACCCUGAUUGGCGGCCGCCGGCGCAGUGGUCGAAGGUUUAUGGAGUUUCCCACGACCGAUCAUACGUCCUCUUCCGACUAGGUCGCCGGGUGUCACCCGCCGUCCGUCAGUUCGCAGAGACCGGCCGGUCGGACACCCUGGGCUCGGCCCCGGGCACCAUGGACGUGUUUGGAGCCCCACCCGUGGGGCAGGGUGCGGGCCGCACUGAGGCAGAGUUUUUUGUCGAUGGAAAUCAUUCUAGGGUUUCUGUGAUGGCGCGAAUGAUCCCGUCUCCAGAUUGGUUCAUAGGGGUGGACGGCUUUGACCUCUGCGUCGACGGGAACUGGCUCGAUAGCAUUACCGUUGAGGUGGAACCUCUUGACGCCGGAACAGACAAUGGAUUCACGUUCACAGCUCCCAACUGGCCUACCGCACCACAAGGGGUGGCGUACAGAAUCACCUCUAAGUAUCCGUCACAUCCAGCAGGUUCAUUCUUCUACCCGCAUCUGAGAAGAUUACCGCCGAUUGCCACGUUUCAAUUCAUAAAGCUCCGAGAAUAUGAGCUCUCGGAAGUGUUCCACCGCGCCAGUGACGACCGGCGUUAUGAUGUCAUUCAGCUUGACAAGCUCAGCCACAACAGCAUAGAUGUGCUUGACGGCAACCGAGCAUUGUCCAUAGCUGAAGAGGUCGAGAGGAACGAAGCGCCGAAGAUUUAUGCUGAUGGCGCCUUGACGACUCCUGACAGCUCUUACUCGUAUUAUACACUGACGAAUACGACCGCCAAUACGACAGAGGAACCACGAUCCGCCAAUGAGCUGCCCACUUCAGGUCCGACUGCCAGUGAAAGAUCAGCGAUGCGAAGUCUGGCGAGGCGAUACCGGGCGCGAAGGCGACGCAAGCUGCGCGCUGAUAAUGCUGAUCCAGCUGAGAGGAGGAAGCGGAAAAGAGCAAGACUUCUAGACUGCCGCGUCUCAGACUGGGGAGAAUGGAGCACAUGCCGUAGUGACGGUGGUUGUGUAGGAUCAGUUGUGCGUACGCGCAGAAUAAUCCGUCGCCAACGCCCUGGUGGCGCUCCCUGCCCACCCACCAUGCAAUCAAGAUGGUGCGCGACCAACUGCACCGCGCAACAGAAGCACGAAGACUGGCGGAAUAAUCUUACGUAAUUCCUUUUUCAAAUUUCAAACGGUUAUAUUUAUUUCUCUUUUCAUUUUUUUCUCUUUAUUAUAGGCCAGUACUUUACAAGCUCUUUUCAUUUUCUAUAGAAUACUUUUAGCAUCUUUGUCUGUCCGUCCAAUAUCAGUUUGUUUCCGAAUUUCGUUGAUCCUUAUCGUUUGGGUGUAAAUUUGUGGUGUGUAAAGAUAAUCAAUAAAAUUGUUGUAAAAAUAAAUUUAGUAAAAGAUGACUGUCGAUGUUUGGAUUAGAUAGACUUUUAUUAUUUAUCGCUGUAUCUAAGGGAGCUUCUUCAAAGUUGUUUUCAUUUCUUUGUCAAUUGUUAGGACUAAGGAUGGAGCGAGCUGAAGUGUAAAAAUUUGAUUUGCUUGCAAAUUAAUUUUGCUUAAAUCUCAAAUUUUCUUCAGAAAACUCAAAAUACUUGUAAUCUUUUUCUUACAUACAUAAGAUCGAUAACUUAUUAUCCUUAAUUAGUUUGUCCCACUUGAUUAACCAGCUAAAUGCUUUCACUUAUUAGAAAAUAGAGAUAUUUAAUUUUUUUUUCAAUUAGAAACUUAAAUGCAUAUAUUUUCUGCUCUAGUACAAAAUAAAGUGGUGUCUUAUGGUGUAAAAUUUAAUUAUAACUAGUUUUAGUUGUACUGCAACUUACUUUAUUACAGAAUAAACUUCUUUAGUUGUUUUUUUUUUAAUUCCGAAAUCUAUAGUGAAACGCAUUCUUGCAAUAUUUUGUAAUAUCUUCCACGCGAUACAAUAUGAUAUUUUUUCACUUUCUGUCGUAGCCCAUACACUAACUGUUCUUGUGAAAGUAUAAUAGUUAAACAUACAUAUCGUUUAGUUAAGAUUUAAAGUGACAGAAACUCAAUAACGAUGUAGUUUUUUUUUUUUAGUCGAUGUUGAAUCCAAAGAAACAAGUUUUAUUUUUAUUAAUUAAGUGUACAUCUAAUGCAUAGUUAAGUCAUGGUUAAGUCAGUAUUUAAGAUGUAGUGAGAGCCUUCUGUAAUUUCUAUUCUGUGACACUUCAAUAAUAAACAUGGAUUUUUAUUUUUACUUGCCUACUUCUCUAGCUCAGUGACCCUCUAAGUGGAUUUUAGCAUCCAAAAUGAGAGAAUGCCAUAUAAUCAGAUUUUCCAGUCGCCUAAAUGCUGCGCGAUGGUGCGCAAGUCGACAGUUUUUAACUCACGCAUAUGAAGCUCCACAGUUUAGGUCCUCGCAUCCUUAAAAACCCACAAUAAAAUGUGCAACACGUAAACAAUCAUUACAUUUAAUUUGCAUAAACAAACACAGAUAAAUAUUUGACGCACAACAAUAGAAAUGAAAUAUCUUGUACAGUCGAUAGCACAUCAUGUUACCUAAAUUCAUUGCAAAUUCGCCGCUAUUACAUGGUGGCUUGCCGUCGACUGUACACUGCUUUAAAAUUUAUCAACUACUACUUAUAUUUUACGAAACUUUAGUCAAUUGACAAUGUUCAAAUUCACAUAAAACUAGAGUUUGUUUGCCAAUAAAUAAUUUAAAUCUUUCGAGAAAUAAAUGGUGAUUUUAAAGUUUGUCACAUCCGCUUAUGCCAAAGAACUCAAAUCUUUUUACGAUGAGACUAUUAAAUGAAAGAUCAAUUCACGUAUAUCCAUAAAGCAUAAGUAAUUUUGAUUUAGGUACGAUCAGAUUUGUUUUGAAACAUAAAUUGAUUUUAUUUGAAAAGCAUGCGGAAUAAAUUUUAGUGUCUUUAACAUUUCUUCAUAUUUAUGAAUAAAAAUACAUAUAAUAAAAUUAACACUAUAUCCAUAGUAAAUUUAACACUAUCAUUAUCUGUCUAUCGACCUGAUUCAGGGAUGGGUUUGCGCCCGGGCAUAAACUACGCGUCGUUUUUGCCCGGUGCAAACCCAGUUCGGUGUGCUCCUGGGCGUAUCUUAAAUAUCUGUUCCGGUUUUGUCCUCGGCUAAACCCGAGGCCUACGAAAACCUUUUCAUCGUAAUAUAUAUUACAAAGUUAACACUUUCGAUAUAUUACAAAGUUAAUGCUUGAUGUGGAAUAUGGAUGAACUGAUCUUGAUACUUAUUUAGGAUUUACAACGUCAAAAUAUUAGGCUAAUGAAAUUAAAGCUAUAGAUGGAACUGUAAAAUAGCUAAUUUAAAGCGAAAUGUUAACCUUAGCGUAACUGAUUGGAGUAUGUGUAUUUUUUACAAUGUAAAUUAUUCUGAUUUCAGUAAUAAAACAUCUUAAAUAACA